Messenger RNA from Amoebophrya sp. A120, 354 nucleotides. The record is from the annotation of a GenBank genome assembly. NCBI's taxonomy places the organism in Eukaryota, Dinophyceae, Syndiniales, Amoebophryaceae.
ACAGGAGCAGGAAUGUCGUCCACGACGGCGAUUAAGUCUCGAAGUGAAAACGAUCUCGCGAUUUUAGAGAGCAACACCGUAAAUGAAGUUACGCCGCUGUUAAAAAGAUCCAGGUCCGGGAGGCUGAAGGGCGAGCGGGAAGGUUCUUUCCAUCAUCAUAUUCCGAUGAGGGGGGAGUUUCUGAUAGAAGAGCCGAGUUUUCGACAGAGCUACAGGACCACUACCACUGGUGGGAGAGGUGGGCAUCAGUAUGACAGUCGACAUGGUGGUCGUGACGGCCAUGGCAAUAGCACUACCCAGUACAAAAAUUCAAGAUCCUCCAAACGCAGUAAGCACAAACCGAUGAAGCCAGCG